CCCUUCCUAAAAUUUUCCAAUUUUACUAUAAACCUCUUAUAUAUAGACAUAUACUAUAAACACUUAGUUUUCAGAAUCCAUUUGCCAGUUUAAAUGACUACGAAGGUAACUGAAUCCGUAAAAGAUCAGGUGAAUGUCCAUUCUAAGCUCACGGUGGUGUCUAGCACCCCGACUGAGCCAAUGGGUCAGAAAUAUACUCUGACCCCAAUAGACCAUACCAUGGGAUCUCACACUGUCCAUAUUAUUUUUUAUUAUCGUACCAGCCCGUUUGUUAAACAGGGCCGGUACGCUAUGGACUUGGAUAAUUUUCGUAUAUCACUUUCUGACCUUUUAUCCAAGUAUCCGCGAAUGACGGGGCGGUUAGUUGUAAAAGAUGAUGGUAAUUGGGAGGUCAAGCAUAGUGAUGCUGGUGUUAGAAUGUAUAAGGCCAGUGUAGGGACCACUCUUGAUGAUUGGUUGAAAUCUGCUAAUGACUCUGAUGAGAGGAAACUGACAGUGUGGGAAGAAAUGCCUGAUGGUAUUCCUCAUUCAUGGUCACCUUUCCAAAUUCAGCUUAGUGAGUUUGAAGGUGGAGGGCUAGCAAUUGGAAUAAGUUUAACUCAUCUACUAGCUGACCCAACCAGUACAACCCUCUUUUACAAAUCAUGGACCGAUGUUGAGCGUGGGGAGCCCGUAGCAAACCACUGUCCGAUACUCGAUCUACCACAACUCAACAGCCCCCCACAACAAGCUACUAAUGAAAACACUUCCAUCACAACCAAACACUUGCAAAAACAUUGCAAACUAGCACAAGUUUCUUCUACUAAAAUGACUACAUUCACCUUCAGAUUCUCCAACACGAUAAUUAAGCAAUGUCUUUCCAAAAUCGCGGAUAAGUGUCCCAAGGCCACUCCAUAUGAUUAUCUAACCGCGCUAUUUUGGUUACAAAUCAUUAAAGUCAAAACCUCAAAUGCACAAGUGGCUACACAAUCCAUCUCUUUAUGUAUUGAUGCCCGAAAACUUCUUGAUAAUGUAUCUACACCUAUGAAGUUCUUUGGGAAUGCACUAAGUUUCUCUCAAUUGUCUCUACAAAACAACAUCUUGAUGGGAGAUAAUGGACUUGUGGAAGCCGUAGAAUCUAUACAUCACCAUGUGAAUAAGAUCAAAUAUGAUGACAUUUCUUCCAUGAUAGAUUGGCUAGAGAACUCUAAAAAUGGUUUGGAUGGUCAAUAUCCAAAGGUGGCUCAAAUGUAUGGCCCGGAACUAACUUUUGUAAGCUUGGAGCACCUGGUUAUCCCAAAAGAUGACUCAAAAGUUGGUUUUGAGUCAUUAGUUUAUGAGGCCAAGUUUAGGAACAAUGAGAAACCGGCACAUGUGAGUUACCAUAUUGGGAAAGCGGAGGGUGAAGGUUUGAUCAUCAUUGGGCCUUCGCCGGAAGGGGGAUUGGCAAGAACGGUGACAGUCACCUUGCCUUCAGAAGAGAUUGUGAAGCUUAGUGAAGAUCCAGUGAUUAUGGAAAUGGAACCAACUAUGAUUGUUAGUGGAAAGAGCUAGUUUUCCUCUCAUCCUUUAUCCUUCUAAACAACUUUUUUUUUAAACUACGAGAGAAAUUCGCAAUGAUUUAUAUAUAUGCUAGUUCUCA
This is a messenger RNA of Erigeron canadensis, 1621 nucleotides long. Its product is annotated as protein ECERIFERUM 2. The record is from RefSeq and is a predicted model, not a curated record. The transcript has 2 exons. Gene Ontology annotation, molecular function: acyltransferase activity, transferring groups other than amino-acyl groups. The coding region runs from base 94 to 1533 and encodes 479 amino acids. Lineage: Eukaryota; Viridiplantae; Streptophyta; Magnoliopsida; Asterales; Asteraceae.